Molecule: messenger RNA, 5046 nt
Organism: Drosophila virilis
Lineage: Eukaryota; Metazoa; Arthropoda; Insecta; Diptera; Drosophilidae
Gene: Duox
Product: dual oxidase
Biological process (GO): response to oxidative stress; defense response; superoxide anion generation
Cellular component (GO): plasma membrane; NADPH oxidase complex
Molecular function (GO): calcium ion binding; heme binding; superoxide-generating NAD(P)H oxidase activity
Source: RefSeq, a predicted model, not a curated record
UACACCUGGGCUAUCAAUAUGAGUGUUCCAAGCUUGCCCCAACAGCGGGCAUCAAAAACUCCAACAAUAACCCCAACUCGAAUCCAGCAUAGCUGGAGAUCACAUCUGGCGCCUGGGGCAAUGGCCCCUCGCAGCGCCCUGCUAUUAUUGCUGAUUAGUCUGGGCCUCAGUCUGGGAUUUGUGCAUUGUUACGAGAAAAUGUAUAGUCAGACUGAAAAGCAGCGCUACGAUGGCUGGUAUAAUAAUCUUGCCCAUCCCGACUGGGGCUCUGUGGAUAGCCAUCUGGUGCGCAAGGCGCCGCCCUCCUACUCGGACGGGGUGUACUCCAUGGCAGGUGCUAAUCGACCCUCGACAAGGCGGCUGAGUCGCCUGUUUAUGCGCGGGCGCGACGGUCUCGGCUCCAAAUUCAAUCGCACCGCACUGCUGGCAUUCUUUGGCCAGGUGGUGGCCAAUGAGAUUGUGAUGGCAUCGGAGUCCGGUUGCCCCAUUGAGAUGCAUCGCAUUGAGAUCGAGAAAUGUGAUGAGAUGUACGAUCGUGAGUGUCGCGGCGAUAAAUAUAUACCCUUCCAUAGGGCCGCCUAUGAUCGCAGCACGGGCCAGAGCCCGAAUGCGCCAAGGGAACAGAUAAAUCAAAUGACUGCUUGGAUUGAUGGCAGUUUCAUUUACAGCACCUCCGAGGCAUGGCUCAAUGCCAUGCGCUCCUUUCACAACGGCACCCUGCUCACCCAGAAGGAUGGCAAGCUGCCGGUGCGCAAUACAAUGCGUGUCCCACUCUUCAAUAAUCCGGUGCCCAAUGUCAUGAAGAUGCUCAGCCCGGAGCGUUUGUUUUUGUUGGGUGAUCCGCGCACAAACCAAAAUCCUGCAUUGCUCUCCUUUGCCAUACUCUUCCUGCGCUGGCACAAUACCCUGGCGCAGCGCAUAAAGCGCCUGAAUCCCACGUGGUGUGACGAGGAUAUCUUUCAGCGUGCUCGGCAUACGGUUAUUGCCAGUCUACAGAAUGUUAUUGUCUACGAGUAUUUGCCGGCCUUUCUGGGCUCCCCAAUGCCGGCAUAUGAGGGCUACAAACAGGACGUGCAUCCGGGCAUUGGUCACAUCUUUCAGGCGGCCGCCUUUCGCUUUGGCCACACCAUGAUACCGCCCGGCAUUUAUCGGCGUGAUGGCGAAUGCAACUUCAAACAGACUCCGAUGGGCUAUCCGGCCAUACGUCUAUGCUCCACGUGGUGGGACUCGAGCGGCUUCUUUAGUGACACCAGCGUGGAGGAGGUGCUAAUGGGUCUAUCAUCGCAAAUAUCAGAGCGCGAGGAUCCGGUUUUAUGCUCUGAUGUGCGCGACAAGCUUUUUGGACCCAUGGAGUUUACGCGCCGGGAUCUGGGCGCUCUCAACAUAAUGCGUGGACGCGAUAACGGCUUACCCGAUUAUAAUACAGCCAGAGAAGCCUAUGGCCUGCAGAGGCACAAAACCUGGAUGGACAUCAAUCCGCGGCUGUUUGAAGCGCAACCCGAGCUUUUGGAUAUGCUCAAAGAGGCCUACAAUAAUCAGCUGGACGAUGUGGAUGUGUACGUGGGCGGCAUGCUGGAGUCCUAUGGCCAGCCGGGCGAGCUCUUUAGCAAUGUGAUCAAGGAGCAGUUUCAACGUUUGCGGGAUGCGGAUCGUUUUUGGUUUGAGAAUGAGCGCAAUGGCAUCUUUACAGCUGAGGAAAUUGCGGAGCUGCGGAAAAUCACGCUCUGGGAUAUAAUAGUGAAUAGCACAGAUAUCGAUGAGGAUGAGAUACAGCGUGAUGUGUUCAUGUGGCGCACGGGCGAUCCCUGUCCACAGCCGAUGCAGCUGAAUGCCACAGAGCUGGAGCCAUGCAACUAUUUGGAAGGCUACGAUUACUUCUCUGGCUCCGAGCUAAUGUUCAUCUAUGUGUGCGUCUUCCUUGGCUUUGUGCCCAUACUCUGCGCCGCCGCUGGCUACUGUGUGGUGAAGCUGCAGAACAGCAAACGACGUAAGCUCAAGAUACGGCAGGAGGCGCUGCGUGCACCACAGCAGAAGGGCUCCGUGGAUAAGAUGUUGGCGCGCGAAUGGUUACAUGCGAACCACAAGCGUCUGGUCACUGUCAAAUUUGGGCCCGAGGCGGCCAUCUAUACGGUGGAUCGCAAGGGCGAAAAGCUGCGCACAUUCGGUCUGCAGCACGUGGACGUGGUCAGCGUGGAGGAGUCAGCCACCAAUCAUAUAAAAAAGAAGCCCUACAUUCUGAUGCGCGUGCCUAGCGAUCACGAUCUGGUGCUGGAGCUCGAAUCGUAUGGAGCGCGUCGCAAGUUUGUCAAAAAGCUGGAGGAUUUCCUGUUGCUGCAUAAAAAGGAGAUGACCCUGAUGGAGGUGAAUCGCGACAUUAUGCUGGCCAGGGCAGAGACACGAGAGCGUCGCCAGAAGCGUCUCGAGUACUUCUUUCGUGAGGCAUACGCCCUGACAUUUGGCCUGCGACCGGGCGAACGGCGGCGUCGCUCCGAUGCAUCCAGCGAUGGCGAAGUGAUGACCGUGAUGCGUACCAGCCUGUCCAAGGCAGAAUUUGCGGCCGCGCUCGGCAUGAAACCCAACGAUAUGUUUGUACGAAAAAUGUUCAAUAUUGUCGAUAAGGAUCAGGAUGGACGCAUCAGUUUUCAGGAGUUCCUUGAAACCGUUGUGCUCUUCUCGCGCGGCAAAACGGACGACAAGCUCCGCAUCAUAUUUGAUAUGUGCGACAAUGAUCGGAACGGGGUGAUCGACAAGGGGGAACUAAGCGAAAUGAUGCGCUCGCUGGUGGAGAUUGCGCGGACAACCAGCUUGGGUGACGAUCAGGUCACCGAGCUGAUCGAUGGCAUGUUCCAGGAUGUGGGACUCGAGCACAAGAAUCAUCUAACCUAUCAGGACUUUAAGCUCAUGAUGAAGGAAUAUAAGGGGGAUUUUGUUGCCAUUGGCCUGGAUUGCAAGGGUGCCAAACAGAAUUUCCUCGAUACAUCCACAAAUGUGGCACGCAUGACCUCCUUUAACAUUGAGCCCAUGCAGGAUAAGCCACGCCAUUGGCUGCUCGCCAAAUGGGAUGCUUACAUUACCUUCCUCGAGGAGAAUCGUCAGAAUAUCUUUUAUCUAUUUCUAUUCUAUGUGGUAACCAUUGUUCUGUUCGUCGAGCGCUUCAUACACUAUUCCUUUAUGGCCGAGCACACGGAUCUACGUCAUAUUAUGGGCGUGGGCAUUGCCAUCACACGAGGAUCGGCGGCAUCUUUGUCCUUUUGCUACUCGUUGCUGCUGCUGACCAUGUCCAGAAAUCUCAUCACCAAACUUAAGGAGUUCCCCAUACAGCAGUAUAUACCCCUGGACUCGCAUAUACAGUUCCAUAAGAUUGCCGCCUGCACGGCGCUGUUCUUCUCAGUGCUACACACCGUGGGGCAUAUUGUCAACUUUUAUCAUGUGUCUACACAAUCGCACGAGAAUCUGCGCUGUCUGACGCGUGAGGUUCACUUUGCGUCCGACUACAAGCCGGAUAUUACCUUCUGGCUCUUCCAAACGGUCACCGGCACCACGGGCGUCCUGCUCUUUAUCAUAAUGUGCGUUAUAUUUGUAUUUGCUCAUCCGACCAUACGCAAGAGGGCAUACAAUUUCUUCUGGAACAUGCACACUCUCUAUAUUGGGCUAUAUAUGUUGAGCUUGGUUCAUGGUCUGGCGCGUCUAACGGGGCCGCCACGUUUCUGGAUGUUCUUUUUGGGACCCGGCAUCAUUUACACGCUGGACAAGAUUGUCUCGCUGCGCACCAAGUAUAUGGCACUUGAUGUUAUCGAUACUGAUUUACUGCCCUCGGAUGUUAUAAAAAUCAAAUUCUAUAGGCCGCCAAAUCUAAAGUAUUUGUCCGGUCAGUGGGUGCGUCUGUCCUGCACCGCCUUCAGGCCGCAAGAGAUGCAUAGCUUUACGCUAACCUCGGCACCGCACGAGAACUUCCUGAGCUGUCACAUCAAGGCGCAGGGACCCUGGACUUGGAAGCUGCGUAACUAUUUCGAUCCAUGCAAUUAUAAUGCAGAGGAUCAGCCCAAGAUACGCAUCGAGGGUCCGUUCGGUGGUGGCAAUCAGGACUGGUAUAAAUUUGAGGUGGCUGUCAUGGUGGGCGGUGGCAUUGGUGUUACACCCUACGCAUCCAUACUGAACGAUCUGGUCUUUGGCACCAGCACCAAUCGCUACUCGGGCGUGGCCUGCAAAAAGGUAUACUUCCUUUGGAUUUGCCCAUCGCACAAGCACUUCGAGUGGUUCAUCGAUGUGCUGCGCGAUGUGGAGAAGAAGGAUGUGACCAAUGUGCUGGAGAUACACAUCUUUAUAACGCAGUUCUUUCACAAAUUCGAUCUGCGUACCACCAUGCUGUACAUAUGUGAGAAUCACUUUCAGCGUCUCUCGAAGACCUCCAUAUUCACGGGUCUCAAGGCUGUCAAUCAUUUCGGUCGCCCAGACAUGUCAAGUUUUCUCAAGUUCGUGCAAAAGAAGCACUCCUAUGUAUCCAAAAUAGGCGUCUUCUCGUGCGGUCCCAGGCCGCUCACAAAAAGCGUCAUGUCCGCCUGUGAUGAAGUGAAUAAAACACGCAAAUUGCCCUAUUUUAUACAUCAUUUCGAGAAUUUCGGUUAGGUCUGCGUACGCCUAACUCUACUCAACUCUACAAUUAUCUGCCAACUACUAUACAAUCACAACACAGCACAAAAAACAAAACGGAUUAUCUUACGAAUAUUAUGAAUAGUAUUUAGUUUCAUUCAUUCAGCAUUUAAGCGAAUUUAGUAGCACCCCCUGCCCACUCCUUUCCUCGUGUACUGUUAAUUUACUUAACUAUCUCUCACGUAUGUAACUUCAUAAAUUAGUCAUGUUCUACAAUUUAGUGCAUUAUGAAAAUUUCCAUUGAUGUUUAGCUACAAUCACAACACAACAACAAAAACAAUACAGCGGCCCUUACUCCAUAUACUUAUACCUAUGUAUGUAUGUGUAUGUGUAUGUGUAUGUGUAUAUGUAUAUGUGUAUUUAUUGAAAAUAUGAUUUGUUAUCAGUUUUUGUAAA